UUCUGAGAGGCUGGCGUUCCUGACAGCCGCGUCGGAAUGUGUGGUGACCCGGGCUUUGAGUGGACCAAGGAAUUUGCCAUGGUGACACUGGAAUUCGGAGUACCACAAUGCAGCCAGGUAGAUUUACAGACAGUGAGAGGGAGAGACAGAGAGAAACGUCUUCCAUUCACUGGUUCACUCCCUAAAUGCCUGCAAUGGCAAGAGCUGGGCUGUUAUGAAGCCAGGAGCCAGGAGCUUCUUCUGGGUCUCCCACAUGGGUGCAGGAGCCCCAGUGCUUGGGCCAUCUUCACUGCUUUCCCAGGCCACAGCCGACCUCAGAAGGUGUGUUUGUGUCCUUUUCUGCCAGUUCAUCCUCUCCAGAUCUCUACCAACUUGUACAUAAUUCAGCAUCCAGCAGAGGAAAGCAGAGUGCUGCGGACAGUUCCUCUGCUGGCGGCAUGCCUUCCCCAGGACAAGUGCACAGUGAAAAUCGGUCGUCGCUUCAGUGAGGAGAGAGAUCCUGAACUUUCAAAUAUUUGCCGGAAAUCUGGGACAUUAGUAUUAUAUCCAGGGGCUGAAGCUACUAAUUUGGAAGAAUUUAUAUUAGAGUCUCCUGUUUAUCCUUCCACAAUCAUCAUCAUCGAUGGUACAUGGAGCCAGGCUAAGGACAUUUUCUAUAAGAAUUCCUUGUUCCGACUUCCCAAACAGGUGCAGUUAAAAACCAACAUUUCUAGUCAGUAUGUAAUUCGGAUGCAACCAACCAAUAGAUGCCUUUCUACACUGGAGUGUGCAGCUGUUGCUCUUUCUAUCCUGGAGAAAAACAAUUACAUACAAGAGGCUUUGCUUCGCCCUCUUCGCGCUCUGUGCUCUUUCCAGCUUCAGCACGGGGCGCAGGUUCGCCUCAGCAAGGAGCACCUCCUGGAGCAUGGACUGUACCCCAAGCCAAUGCCCAAGAACAAACGCAAGCUCAGGAAAAUGGAACUGCUGAUGAACAGCGUCAAAAUCUAGUGCAUUCUUACGGUGCUUGUUUACUUGUUUCCACAUAACCUUACCAAGCUAAAUUUUCAUAUAGUUUAACGUUCUAGGUGUUUGACUGUCUAAAGAAGAUUCUAGGUUGCUACUGAUCCUGUCCAAAAGAAGGGACAUACACCAAAUAGCCAUCAAAGCAGCAAAACAACGUCACCGACUCAGUGGAAAGCAAGACUUCAGACUGUAUUUGUGUUUUCUAAAAAAGUGUGCCUCUAAAUACAGUAUUUCAAAUCCAGAAUUUAAAAUGUGGUUGAUUAUUGACCUGGGGUUAGACAUUCUUGUUUAUAAAAUGCCUGGUUGAAGCAGUGUUUUUCCAUCAAUGUUUAUGGGUACUUAGGUAUAGACCAAAAGCAGAGCACUCCCACAUCAAUUUGCAAUCUUGUACAUGAACUCUAUAGUUUGAAAUAAGUUACAAAGGACAGUGAUGAUGAUCAAGUGUAGAGUCAGCUUACUUAUUUCAUAAAAUAGUAUGAAGUAAGGGAACUUUAAAUAUUCUUCAGGGACGAACACAGCCAGUGUGAUUUGUGUUGCAUUAAUUGCCCUGAUUUUUAAAGAGGUGCGUAUGAUAUUGGAAUAGCAUACGUUUUCAUUGGCAUUCAGUCUGGGUGAAUUUUAUUUUUUCAGUAUUCGUCGAACAGGUUUAUUGACUAUGGUAAACUAAUUUUAUUGAAGUUGUCAUAUGUAAGUAACUGAAGUAGAAUAUAAUGCAACUGUCAUUUUGAGAAUGCAUUUCUGUAACGAGGGCUAUUUAAAUCUUUUCCAGUGAGUGAAGACUUCAAUUUGAGAGAACAGAUUCCCCCUACUCUGUUGGAAAAAUAUUUACUGAGAGUUUGUACAGAAUGGGAGACAUGUACGAAAUGUACAUUUAUGUCUAUCAUAAAUCUACUGCAGUAAUGUAUACAUUUUGUCAACAUUUAGUUUUUUGUUUGUGCCUCCUAGAAUUUCCUGUAUCCCAUGUCAAAUUGUAAGGAAUCUAGAUGUGGAAUUCUAAGGUAAGCUUGAUGAGCCUUUGUCUGUGUGUGAACACGAGCUUCCCUCAGUGGUUGCUUCUGAUAGAUUUCAUGCUCAUUUACCCAUCUGAUGUUGACCUGGAUUAGACCCUUCUUAAAAGGUGUUGGGAAGGACUCUGCAGGAAACACUGUACGAUAUUAAAAACCUUAGAUUUCUAUUUUCUAUUUUGAUUUAUUUUUUCAUUUAUAAUUGAAAGUGCCUGAUGUCAGGGUUUUUUGGGAUAAUAAAGAAAUAGUAUAUGAUGAUA
Molecule: messenger RNA, 2266 nt
Organism: Lepus europaeus (European hare)
Lineage: Eukaryota; Metazoa; Chordata; Mammalia; Lagomorpha; Leporidae
Gene: DTWD2
Product: DTW domain containing 2
Exons: 8
Coding region: 37-987 (316 amino acids)
Source: RefSeq, a predicted model, not a curated record